Molecule: messenger RNA, 306 nt
Organism: Parastagonospora nodorum SN15
Lineage: Eukaryota; Fungi; Ascomycota; Dothideomycetes; Pleosporales; Phaeosphaeriaceae
Exons: 2
Coding region: 1-306 (101 amino acids)
Source: RefSeq, a predicted model, not a curated record
AUGCAGAGGAAACAGUAUCAGCGCAAGGUCGGCAGACAAGCACGCGCCUACCAGAUUGAGACAACGAUGUUCAGGUCCUAUAAAUCGCCAUGGGUCAAUACUCCCACACAGGAAGGCAGCAACAAGUUCAGAGACAAAUCCCCACAGCACGAUGAAGCCAGUCAAGCCAAUCCCGAAGUUUUUGUGCAGAUCAGAAGCGGUCAAAAUCAUGAGAAGAGAGAUGAUCGACAACUUUGCAAACACCAAUGUCGCAAUGUACAGCAACUUGUUUGCAUACUCGGCCUGGAGGGCAUCAGCAUCAAGUAG